AUGGCGACGACAGUCACUGCCUUUCUUACGGAAACCAUCACGGCGACGGUUGCCGCUGCCUCAGUCUCUGCUUCCGCUUCCGCGACUGCUGGGAAUUCAGUUACGCCGCAGGGUGGGAUUCUGGAGGGCGAGAAUCCUACACACUAUGACCCCCAGAAUCCAAUUAUCCUGUUUAUCAUCCAGGCAGGCAUCAUCAUCAUCUUCUGCCGCCUCCUCCACUACCCCCUCUCACUCCUCCGCCAACCCCGCGUAAUCGCCGAAGUCAUCGGCGGCGUCCUCCUUGGUCCAUCCGUCAUGGGCCGUAUCCCCUCCUUCACCUCCACAAUUUUCCCACCCGCCGCCAUCCCGAAUCUGUCGCUCGUUGCGAAUCUGGGGUUAGUGUUGUUUUUGUUCAUCGUGGGGUUGGAGGUCGAUUUGAGGUGGGUGAGAGGUGAGUGGAGGGUUGCGGCGGGUGUCGCGGCCGCGGGGAUGGGAGUCCCGUUUGGGCUUGGUGUUGGGAUUGCGUAUGGACUAUAUCACGAUUUCAGGGAUGAGCCUGGGACGGAGCCGAUUGCGUUUGGGACGUAUGCGUUGUUCAUUGGGGUUGCGAUGGCGAUUACGGCGUUUCCGGUUUUGUGUAGGAUUUUGACGGAGUUGAAGUUGUUGAGUACGCCAGUGGGGAUUAUUGUGUUGAGUGCUGGUGUUGGGAAUGAUGUCGUGGGGUGGAUUUUGCUCGCAUUAUGUGUCGCGUUGGUCAACUCCGGGUCGGGUGUCGCGGCGGUGUGGGUCCUCCUCACGGCGGUGGGAUAUACGCUCUUCCUCUUCUUCGCUGUCCGGCCAGCGUUCAUGUUGGUCCUCAAACGGACCCGAGCCUUGGAGGAUGGACCAUCGCAGGGUGUGAUCGCACUUACCCUCCUCAUCGCUCUCUCCUCUGCGUUCUUCACGGGAGUCAUCGGAGUCCAUCCUAUCUUUGGGGCCUUCAUGGCCGGACUAAUCUGUCCCCACGACGGCGGCUUCGCAAUCAAAGUCACUGAAAAGAUCGAGGACUUGGUCAGCGCGCUCUUUCUCCCCCUCUACUUUGCCCUCAGUGGACUCAGCACCAAUCUUGGACUUCUGGAUUCGGGGAAAACAUGGGGGUAUGUCAUCGGUGUCACUGUCAUUGCGUUUUUGGGGAAGUUCUCGGCUGCGUCCGUAGCGGCACGAAUGAGUGGGUUAUUUUGGAGGGAAAGUAUGGCGAUUGGGAGUUUGAUGUCGUGUAAGGGGUUGGUGGAACUCAUUGUGCUCAACAUCGGGUUACAGGCACGGAUUUUGAGUCAGCGGACAUUCACGAUUUUCGUCGUUAUGGCGCUCGUUACCACCUUUGCGACGACGCCAUUGACGGUCGCGUUAUACCCAGUCUGGUACCAGAAGAAGUUGGAGGCGUGGAAGAAGGGACUCAUUGAUUGGGAUACGGGACGGCCUACAACGAAAGGGAGGGCGGAGGAGGAGGACGUGAGUGUUGUUGCGGCGAGGCUGGAAAGUGGGAAGGUUAGGGAUCUGUUGGUGUAUUUGCGAUUGGAGAACAUGCCUGCGUUGAUGACGUUCGUCUCUUUGCUUGGUGGGAGGCCUCAUGACAUCAAGCGGGUGCACCCGUCUCACGCCGCCACGACUCUUGGUGAGACCGAGCCCGCACCGCCGAAGAGACCGGUUGAGGUCCACGGUGUUCGCUUGAUGGAGUUGACUGAGCGUGAUUCAUCCGUCAUGCGCGUCUCCGAAGCCGAAGACCUCAGCUGGCGUGAUCCCAUAAUCAACACCUUCCGCAACUUCGGUCGUCUCUACAACCUCGGCGUCUCAGGCGAAGUCCUCAUCGCGCCUGAAUCUUCGUUCGCGGAGCUACUUGUCAGUCAAGCGGGGAGGGAAGACGUUGAUAUGUUGUUGUUGCCGUGGAGCGAGGGGGAAAUGAGGGAGGGGGAGAGAGGCGGGUUUGAGGGAUUGAGGGAUGAGAGGACGUAUGCGUCGUUUAUCGGGGAGGCAGUGGAGGGGUCAUCGCCGACAUGCAAUGUCGCUGUGCUUGUCAACAAGGGAUUCGGUGGCUCAUCUCCGGUUGAGGAACGUCGUCCACACCCGUUGAGGCGUAGGACCUCUGCAAUGAGUAUCAGCGCCCACUCUCACAGCGUACGGGAGAAAACGGUCGCUCCGCCUAUUCCGGAUCGGAGUCAUCAUGUCUAUAUGCCGUUUUUUGGGGGUGCGGAUGGGAGGGUUGCGUUGAGAUUGGUGUUGCAGCUGGCGGAGAACGCGGAUAUCACAGCCACGAUUGUGUUUUUCGAGCGUGUUGGGAGUGGAGAAGCCAGUUCUUCCGGGGUCGAUCUUUCACCGACUACGUCCAGAACGGAGGAUACGCCGUUACGUACCGUCCAAUCGAAAACGAAGGACUCGACGCAUGAGACUGAGCUCCAGGCUAGGGAUUUGUCGUUCUUUGAGUCUAUCCGUCGUUCGCUCCCGGAGAACCUCGCUUCUCGCGUCUUGUUGGAAAGCACACAAACAUCUUCGCCAGUCGAGGAUGCAAUGGCACGCGCUGAGAGAGAAGUUGGACAAAACCCCAAAAACGCGGGAGAUCUUAUCGUGGUGGCGAGAAGGAGUAAUGCAAUUGACCCUAUCGACAAGCCUGGGUCGUCGUAUGGAACGCUCGGAGUUCUGGGCGGGAGAUUCGUCGAGAGGGGAUUAAGUGCGAGUGUUCUUGUCGUGCAGGGCGCUCGAGGGCAUAGGCACGAGUAA
This is a messenger RNA of Saitoella complicata NRRL Y-17804, 2733 nucleotides long. RefSeq lists its product as uncharacterized. Gene Ontology annotation, molecular function: antiporter activity. The record is from RefSeq and is a predicted model, not a curated record. NCBI's taxonomy places the organism in Eukaryota, Fungi, Ascomycota, Saitoellomycetes, Saitoellales, Saitoellaceae. Gene Ontology annotation, cellular component: membrane. The coding region runs from base 1 to 2733 and encodes 910 amino acids. Gene Ontology annotation, biological process: proton transmembrane transport. The transcript has 2 exons.